CUCGGGGAGGAUCUCCUCGUUGAAAUUCUGAUCCGCGGCCUCCCAAAUCCUAGAUCCGCCUGCCGGGGCAAGCUGGUCUGCAAGCUGUGGAGCUCCCUGAUCUCCAAUCCUCGCUUCAACCGUAAUUUCGUUUCUUACCACCAGAUCACGAACCAGUUGAACCACCCACCCAUGCCGAGCGAUCCAUACGAGCUGCACUUGAUCAUCCGCAACUUUCUUCCUCCCAUGCCUAAGCAAGUGUCAGACACUAUUACAGUUUUGGACUGCAACCAGGACUUGGUUCUAUGCGGAUUUUGGGAUGUGGAUCCCUACCAGGUAAGGGAACGUAGCAGAUCUUACUUGGUCUGCAAUCCGUUUACGAAGCAGUGGAUUGCUCUUCCUUUAGCGCCCGUGUCGAGGAGGUUCAAGACAGAGGCGAACAUGGAUCGUGUUAUGAAAUCGGCCUUUUACAAGGACUACAUAGAACAUGUCACUGCAAAGGCAACUGUGCACAUGGUGGCCGAAGUCAUUAAGCACAGGCUGAAGCGAAUCGGUGGCAAGUCUCCUCCAAUAUCUCACAAUGAAUUGGAUGUGAUGGGAGCUGAUUUGGCAGAUGUUGAAGCUGAUAUAGCCAUUCUUGGCAAACAGAUAGAAAAACUGCAGAAGGCACUUGUUCACCAAACAGCAGAGCUCCCUCAUCUUCCUCCAUGCUCCAACCAAAGUCUCGUCGGGCGGGAGCCAUCUCGUUGGAGAGUGAAGCAUAUUCUGGGACUCAUCGCACGUGCUCUACAUCUUCGUAAACAUAACUUGUAAAAACCCACAUUCGGUCUGGUCGUCUGGACUUUCAUCUCUUGUAAUGCGAAACCACCAAAUCCUUCAAUUCCAAUCGUAAGUCCGACGUUUCUUGUCAAAUGAGUGAAGGAAGAUCUACGAUUAACAGAAAUGAUUGUCAGAUAGUGUGUAGGUUGCCGUAGGAAAUCUUUCAGCAGCUGGCUAGGUAUAACCCAAACAUGGAAGUGCACUUGCAACAACCAAGCCAUCCAACGUCAUCCUCGCCGGUUUUUACACCCUAUUGGACAGCAAAACUGAAGAACACGGAAAACUGCAGAACCCAAAAUGACCAACCUUCCAGUUAGGAAGAUUCAACACCGGAAACCUGUAUGCCUGUGAAUCCAAACAAAAGAAAACCGCCCGCGCAAACUCUGUACCACAACAUAUUCUAUCUACCUUUUUCCCUCUUUAACCCAGAAUUCCUCUAUGUACUCUACUCCAUCCACAGAAAUGGGGAGAAACAAAAGAGAAGGAACAACACUUUCAACAUUUGUUCUGCUUUUUCCCAUUGUAAAUGAAUCAAGAAGACGAGACAGCGGGGCCUGGGACCGAGGUGGAACCAGAUGAAGAGGCACUGGCUUCGCCUACGAGGUUCUUCUGUUUCACUAACGACGCGGGCUCUGAAACAUCCCAGAUAUCCAAAGAAUCAGGGAGAGGAAUGUCAACCUGCAGGAAGACAAAGAAAACAAAACAUAAAGUACUUGUCAACUACCAGAAGCAGAAGCAGAAAUCACCUCAUAAAUUCCACAAAAAGAGACUAUAUUCGUUAGGUCUUAGUAUAUGCUGAGAUUCAAUGGUAGCCUAACCAAUUGCUAAAGAAGCUGCAAACACUAAAUAAAUUACACCGCCGCUGGAAGGGAAAAGUUAGAAGACAAGACACCAUGGUUUACUAAACCCUACCUUGCCGGCCGGUUCAACUGGAAAUAUAGGGAAUCAGACCCCAAAUUAUAGGCGAUUUUACCGGUACGACAUGCCUGGAUCAUCGUUAAACCACAAUUUUAAUACAAAAUACCUAUCACUGACAUUUCCGGUACAACUUCCGGUACUAUUUCACAAUCCUUGCAAGAGACCCAAGUAAACACUUCAAAGUUUUCUACCACUUACUAAGAAAAAAAAUGAUGGAAGAAACCUACAAACAGUUAUGGUAGGUCAUACACAAAAUCAGCCUUUCCCCUUUUAACUUCCUGAUCUAAAGAGAAUAAUCCUUUCCUCUUCGCAUUCACUGCAUAACAUACCUAAAUUACAGCCUUCAAGCCUUCAGAAAAUAUAAGAAAAUUAUAAACAAAAAUGAGAAGCUAGAAUUUUUUUUAACAGGAUGGAUCACAGCUUUGGUAGAGAUAAACAAAUACAAUAAGUGAAGAGAGAUGAGUAAGUAGACAACCCAUCCAUACAAAGUAAACUGCGAAAAAAGAGCGAGCAAAUAUAAGAAAUAACAAUUAAAAAAAGAGCAAAACAGUGAAAAUGUACAGAGAGCAACGUAUAAGUCGGAUAAUCAGAGAUUGAGCAAUAAACCAAGCUAAAUCAGAUCCUAACUUAAGCAUCAACCAUGUAAGAUGAGAUAACUACUACUGUACCAGAAAGUCAGUACCCGAAGCCAAGAGCAUCCGACAUUGAACGCCUACUAAGGAGCAGAAACCAUUAACGGUUGGUUACUCUUCACUUACCUCAAGCUGGUUAAGCAUGUCAAUUGUGUUUUCCAAGUCUCCAUUAUUAGCUGCAUACACAUCCAUAAGUGAUUCAAAAGAUACACCAGGAAACGUCAUCUGUAGAAAUUCCAAUUCAAAGUCAGAAACUUCAUCCAUAAUUUGCUUUUCGGUUCUUCCAUCCUGCUGCUGUGAUAAUGAACCAUAGACUCCAUUCCCAUAAUGGCUUUCGGCUGAAGUAAUUGGAGAAGCUUUCCCAUGCUGCCUGUUCUCAAUGGCAUACCCAGGUCCAUACCACACGUUUUGAUUGCCACUCUGCGAAGCUUUUGCAACCACCCCUGGAGAUUGAGUAUGUUCAACUACUUCCCUCCUAGAAACAGGUAUAUACGAAGCUGCAUAUGGGUUCAAACUAGAAUUUCCUGGCUUCAUUGCUACAAUGGAGAAAAGGAACCACUGAGAAUCAAGAACAAACAAAAAGAAAAUGAAAUUAAACAACAUAAGCAAAUGUGACAGGAUUUCAGCUAGGAAAUUCAUGAUUCGCAGAAGUUCAAAAGGAAAGGUUCUGACUUCUGAGUACAAGGAAAAUGGAGGAGAAUUCAAGACUGACGAAAUCAUCAUUUACUUUGAUUAUACCAAUGCUUAUUUACUAUCCAGCUACAGCCAGGACAGUAUCCUUAACACUCAAAAGACAAACAGAUCGAGAAAGAUCAGCAGGGAGUUCUGAAGUAAGAUUUUCAAAGUUAACCACUACAACUACACAGUCAAAUCAACCCGCCAUGGUCACGGAGCGUUAAAGCAAUGGCAGGAAGCUAGCUACUUAAACCCUUCUUAUCCAUCCUCAUCAAUCAUUCAGUCACUAAUAUCUGCUGAAACUAGCAAGAUAGCCAAAAGAAUCUCAACUGCAAUCAUACAAUUGAAGGCUAGCAGUUGAAGAAAGCAGUCUCCAUAACAAGUUUCUUCAACCUUCAGAGUAACUUUACCGAAACAAAAUACGAUUCAACUAAACACCACACACAUCAAUCAUACAGUGAAACUAUAAAAAAGAAAAAUACACUGUACAAAGAAACAAGCGAGAGAUCGCCUUUACGAUUCAUUUCUCAUACUCGUAACCCUACUUUACAUUACGUAUCCACCGCGGGAAAUUCGAAACAAGAUCAGACUGGAUUCCGAUUCCAAACAGCAGAGAUCGAUGAGCGGAGCACGCCGUUCUAACAAAGACGGUUGUUUGCUCGCAGAUGUACCUCGACAGCGAAAGCGCGAGAAUGUGGAAAGAUCGCCGGGAAACGAAACUGGAAUUGGAAUUCUUUUCCUUCACGUCCUAGAGUUGGUCGUUCCGAUCGGUUGAGCGCCGGUGAGAGCUCGGUUUCUUCUCCAGACGAGCAGGGAGCAACCGAGCAUUUAAAGGAGAAGAAAUGAUCGAGAACGAAAUUGAAAAGAAAGGCUUCUCAAAGAUACGACCAUCCACGGCCGUUUAUUAGAUCGCCUUUUGUGGGUCUGUUAAGUGUUAAGUGACGGCAGGUUUACGUGUAAGGUGUAACCCGACUAACCCCCACAAGAUUCGUGUCUAUGCGUUUUA
Linum tenue is the source of this 4029-nucleotide messenger RNA. The record is from the annotation of a GenBank genome assembly. Lineage: Eukaryota; Viridiplantae; Streptophyta; Magnoliopsida; Malpighiales; Linaceae.